This is a messenger RNA of Trichosporon asahii var. asahii CBS 2479, 1950 nucleotides long. RefSeq names its product forkhead transcription factor 3 (freac-3). Gene Ontology annotation, biological process: regulation of transcription by RNA polymerase II. The transcript is spliced from 5 exons. Gene Ontology annotation, molecular function: RNA polymerase II cis-regulatory region sequence-specific DNA binding; DNA-binding transcription factor activity, RNA polymerase II-specific. The record is from RefSeq and is a predicted model, not a curated record. Bases 1 to 1950 code for a protein of 649 amino acids. NCBI's taxonomy places the organism in Eukaryota, Fungi, Basidiomycota, Tremellomycetes, Trichosporonales, Trichosporonaceae.
AUGGUCGACCUCCGAGCAAGCAGUCGGGGCUACGAUCCUAAGACCCCAGGUGCAGACUCUGUGUCUGCUUCGUCGUCGUCGACCUCCACCAUGACAACAACAACCACAAAGGUCACCAAGGCCGCCCAACCGUCUCCGAGAAAGAACGCACCGGGUCGUCUGCUUCCAUCGCCUACAUCACUGUCCCCCACAAACAAAGCUAUCACCUCCACCGAACCCCGUCUCCCUCCCAGCUUCCAGCCCACCCCCAAGUCCCAGCUCCCUCCCGCCGUUCCAUCCCGAUACACCGGCAUCUACACCCCGCAAUCACCAUAUCGUCCUGGCGAGUACCAGCGUUCAGAGUGUGCGCCUAGUGAGCGGACUCGCAUCGAACGCAAGUUGUUCGAUGACGACGACGAGGACCAAACACCGCGAGAGCCCGUCGAUUCAUCCCCCCUGGCUCCCGCAUUCGAGGCCAAGAUGGUUCUGCGCAACGGAGCGUCUGUUGAUCUAAUCUCCUGGCUUCGAACCAACUUCCACCACCAGCCCCCUCCCUACACCCCUGUAACCCCUCUCAUGUCUCUGGCACAUGUCCAGCGGUUACUCCAGGAGCGGUUCCCGAGGGUUCCUGACCUCGGCGAGCUGCAUCGAGCCAUCCUGGCUGCCUUCCCUCACUCGGAGUGGGAGGAGUCACCGGAUGGCAAAGAGCCGCCCAUCAUGCGAGGCUUGACUUGGCACGGCCGGGAUGUUGCCGAGGAGGAUGACAACGAGGCGACUCCGGGUAGGACUCGGCCACCUAACAUCAACACCACCACGCCCAAAGCCCGUCCCCGCGCCAAUGGACAUUCGAGGAGCCCGAGUGUGAACUCGCUCAUGUCGCCCGUGUCAUCCAGUCGCCGAGUCCCGGACACUCCCGCGCGCAGUGUGCUCGAUGAGUUUGCCGAGAUUGCGACCCGGACACCCCUGGUCAAGGAGCGAAGCCUUGAGGCUGAUAGGGCGCCUCCUGCCUAUGCUCUGAAGGCCAUGCCCAUGUCUGUGGACCGAGUAUGGCGGAAGCGCAGGGCAUCGGUUUCGCCUGACCGCAACCGAAGAAGGGCUGUCACUCCGGACGCCUUACAGGAACUGCUUGACGCUGCAGAGGCUGUCGAAGGAAGCCCGCUUACUACUAUCGUUAGGAGCGCUCACAAACGCCGCCGCACCAUUAACGGUGACUACGGACGGCCACCUGUGUUAUCCCUCGACCAGCGUCGGGCUCGUUCCGCUCGUGGCACCGUGUCACCUCCUCUCGGAAGUAUCGCUAUUCCCCCGCGAUCAAUCUCGGGUGACGAGGAUGACCCGGUAUCACCAUUGGCCAGCGAGGAGUCCACCGCGUCGCAGCUAGUCGCCCUCGGUGGCUACCGCCGGGGCAACGCCAGCUCGACUGCCUCUCAGCUGUCGUCAAUCAGCGAGACGCUACACUCGAUGGGACCUACGGUUAUCCAGCAGCAGAAGCCGACUACUUCAGGAAGAAAGGUCAACGAGCUGCCCACGUCUACGCAGGGACAGCACCCUGGCUUCGACUGCAAACCGCCGUACCCUUACCACGAGAUGAUCCGCUUCGCUAUCGAGUCCGCGCCUGAUCGCAAGCUCCAGUUAGCUCAGAUCUACCAGUCCAUCGCGAACCGUUUCCCAUUCUUCAAGAACCUGGACGAUAAGAAGACGGCGGGAUGGCAGAACAGUAUUAGACAUAACCUCAGCUUAAAAGUCAACAAGGGUGACGGUUCCGACGACCAAGGCGGCAAGGGAGGAUGGUGGACUGUCCAGCCCGGCGUCCCGGACGAGGGUCGUCCUGGGCGGAAAGCCAAGGCGAAGCGCAUCAAGGAGAUGGAAUCGCAAGGCGGAACUCCCAGUACGAUACCCGAAGACGAUCACCCCGAGCAGCCGAGUCCUGUCAUGGCAGAAGAGAAGCCAGUCGCCCAAGAGAGUUUGUAA